Octopus bimaculoides (California two-spot octopus) is the source of this 2969-nucleotide messenger RNA. RefSeq names its product leucine zipper putative tumor suppressor 2 homolog. Lineage: Eukaryota; Metazoa; Mollusca; Cephalopoda; Octopoda; Octopodidae. The record is from RefSeq and is a predicted model, not a curated record.
UAGGUAGACAAAUGCUAAAACAUUGACACACACACACAACAUACACCACACAUUGUUCAUAUGGCCUGGACUUCUCUGAACAUAACUAAUACAACACACACUCACACACACACUCUACUGUCUCCCACUCUCUCUCUCUCGCGUUAUGAAUGAGAAAUCUAUUCCAUAAGGAACAACAUGAACAACAACUUUAACUAAUAUACUGACUGAUUCAGUGUUGUAUUUUCACAACACUAACCCACGUAUUCCUGGUCAUAUUAGACAACCGUUUGUUGUUGCUGCUGUUAUCGACAUCGUCUACAUUUUCUUCCUUUCUUUUUUUUUUUUUUUUUUUUGUGGGGAAGCUAUACUUUCAGUCUUUUAACUAUCAUCAUUCUGUAGCAAACCAUCGGCACGUUGGUUUGUGUGUGUGUGUGCGUGCGUGUGUGUUUUUCUGUUAUUUAUUUUUCGUGGAGAAUAUUUCUUCCAUCUCUCCUAGGAUAUUAUAUUUGCUUUGUUUUCCUCUUUUAUCAUACUGGAAUUAAAGAAGAAAAAAUUGGUUGUGUGUGCAUGUGUGUUGCUGUAGAAGAAGAAAAGGCGGCGAACGUGCCAUGUGCAAGAUGUGAUGGUUGGGAACAUGCAACUUUAAGCCCAAAGACUGUUGCAACAACAGCAGCAGCAGCAGCAACAUUAACUACAACACUGGCGGCAGCAGCGGCAGCAGCAACACUGGCAGCUUAUUACGGUCGCACUGUGCCAAACUCGAAAGACAUGAUUCCUGCUUUGUUCUAUAUGGAUUAAAGUUUAGUGAUGGCCACUUGCAAUAAUCUGCAAUGUGUGGAUAAGCAGAGCAUUGAGGGUGAUGCUGCCAGUGACAGCGCCAGUGAUAUUUACAAACCACCAUCCAAUUAUUCCACAUAUUCCCAAGAGGUAAAAUAUAUUUUUGAUCCAACAUGCAGUCUUCCUCACCAGGACUAUUCUUAUAUAAGAGCUGGCAACAAAAAUGGCCGCUUGUCUAGUUCUAUAAAUGGCCAACUAAUGACUACAUCCAGUUAUUGUGCACGAUCUUCUGGGUGCCAUUCCCGGAGUAGUAAUUACCAAAUGGUCUCCUCCCAUUAUCACAGUCUUGAAGAAUGCUACAAACAAGAAACCCGGUCCCCUUUCUCUGCUUUAAAAGUCUCAAAUGUGAGAAACAGCUCUGAAGAUUUAAAUUAUAGUCAUCCAAUACGAGUUGACUGCAGAGAUAGCAAAGAUUCUGGACCGCCAAAACUAGCUCCUGUUAGUGGCAUAUUGACAAGAGCACCAGGGAAAGGUCUUGUCCGACCAAUUGCUUUCAAACCAGUAGUAUCCAACCGAUAUGUAAAAAGAAGCAAUAGUCAGAGUUACCAUGACCAGAAACAUCCUACGAUGGAUGAUGGAUAUGGGUCACAAGAGUGCAAUUUGCUUAAUCAGAGCUCUGCAAAUGUAUUGCCCAGCUCUCAUCCAGCCAACAACAGUGACCCGUCCAACAGUUUUUCUAGUGAAUUGCGGACUUCUGACCAUGCAGAUCCUCUCCGAACAUCAAGCGUGAGUCAUUUGUCCAGCAGUCGACUAGGAAACUGUAUAGACACACCUUCUCCUAGUGACAGUGGUGUUGGAGAAUUGGAGGCCAUGUUGAAAGAAAAAGAACAUGAAAUAAUGGCUCUUAGAGAAGUAAUGGAUAAGAAUGAAAGAGCUAUAUUCCAAGUCUAUGAAGAACAAAAGAAUUUAUGGCACAACGAACUUAAGGACCUCAAAGAAGAAUAUGAAAAGCGAAACCAAGUACAACAAAAGAAAUCUGCCAAGUAUGAACAAACAGUUGGAGUGCAAGUUCAGAUUCUGCAACAAGAAAAGAAUAAACUACAAGAGAUUUACAAUGAAUUGUUGAAAGAAAAAGAAAGUUUAUUACAUAAAACUGAAGAGUUAAAAAAACAGUUGGAGUUCACAAAAUGUCAACUAGAAAUAUCUAGAUCUGAGUUGCAGAAAACUACUGAGUAUUCACAGAAAUUAUUGAAAGCGAGUCAUAGAACAAACACUCUGAAGGCUCAAAAGAAAAACAGCAUGGAUAAUUCAGACAAAGCAGCUGAUGAGGCUUCUGGGGAAGAAGUCCAUUCACAUAGAAUGAGUCUUGUUGCUUGUUCUCAUGCAAAUUAUUCCAUAGAACACUGUGAUGUUGCUUGCCAGACUGAAAAUUUGUCAGACAAUAUGGCUUAUGGCUGUGCUGAUCCAUCUUUGUGUUCAGUAAGGAGCAAGCUAAUUGCUGAACUGCAAUGGGAACUACAGCAAUAUAAAGAACAAGUAGGUAUGCACAAGAAAGACUUCGAGCAUGAACGAGAUCAAUGGCUUGAAGAAAAAAGUAAGGUGAUUCGCUAUCAGAAGCAGUUGCAGCUCAACUACAUCCAAAUGUUUCGUAAAAAUAAAAAUCUUGAGGCAGAAGUUGAGCAGCUGACUCUUGAUCUUGAGAAUAGAGACUUAAAACUUUUAGCCCUAAAUGGUGCUGAAGAGUCUGUUUGCUAGUCACCUUCCAAUUUCAGACUCUUAUCAAAACCAAGUAUUAAAUUUUAGACUGUACGCUUAGUACUUUUUUAAUUUCACAUUCUAUACACUUUGCUGCUUCUGACGCUCCUGUUUUCAUCUUUUUUUUCUUUGUCAUCUAAGAUUUACAAGAUAAGGAUGGUCCUAUAAGGAUUAUCUAGUCACUAUGAUUAUCAUUAUCUUUACUUAAAAUUAUUAAUGUUAUGAUUAUCAUUAUUAUUAUUAUUAUUAUUAUUAUUGUUAUUGGAGAGACACAAUAUCCAAUCAUGUGUUCAUAUCCCACAGUAGGCAUUGUCUUGUGUCCCUGGGCAAGACACUUAACUCCACUUGCCUAAGACUUCAUGCCUGAUUAAGAAAUUGUUAUUGUUAUUAUCUAUUUUUUUUACUAAAAAAACACAACAGAAAAAUCAAAGUAAAUAAUUAUUUAACAUAUUCUA